CAUAUGACCAAAUUGAAGUCGUGUGAUGUGAAUUGUGGAAACUGCAGAAACACAAAACGCACUGGGACACUGUGUUCAGCGGGAACUCCUCUGGUGGAUAUGUUCGUAAUGAUGUCAGCUAACUAGUUUGUGUUGACCCACACGUCAUGCAUCUACGAGCCCCUUACAGCCUCACCUCUAGCUGAGCCUCUCCCUCAAACAUCAUGGAUCCUGAUCAACAGACCAGCCCUCUCCCCCAUCCCAGUGCAGAGUACUUGUCUUGGGACUACCGCCUUCAGCUUAUUGGCCUUGGCUUUGGCUUCUAUGCAGGAAUAUUUCUCCUCUGCCACCCCCUGUCUGGGGCCUUCUCCAGCACCUACAACUCCCUGAUAGCUAAGGAGAAGGUUUUCUGGAACCUCGCUGCAACUCGGGCAGUUUUUGGCAUCCAGAGCACCGUGGUGGGCCUCCGAUGCCUGGUUGAGGACUCAGCAUUAACCAGAGACAAAGUGAGAGGGCAAGAAGACUGGUCCUGGUUCAAUGUCCUCACAGCCACUGGUUUCUUUGUGUUUGAGAAUGUAGCUCUUCAUGUUUCCAGUGUGGUGUUUCGAUCAUUUGAUCUGCCACUGGCGAUGCACCACUUCUUUGCCCUGUCAGGAUACGCAGGAGCAGUGAUGUGGGAUUCAAUGGGCCACUUUUUGCCGAUGGUUACACUGCUGCUGGAGAUGAGCACGCCUUUCACAUGUAUAUCCUGGAUGUUACUGAAGGCUGGAUGGACACGCACCCUGCUUUGGAGAGCCAACCAGUGGGUGAUGGUCCACACUUUCCACUGUCGCAUGGUGCUCACAUACCAUAUGUGGUGGGUGAGUUUGACCCACUUGAACGAGCUCAUUACCCAUGUGGCCAUGCCCAUGCUCCUCCAAUUCUUCACUGGCCUCGCUCUGCUCACGUUCAUCCUCAACCCUAUCUGGACGCACAAGAAGACCAUGCAGCUGCUCAAUCCUGUGGACUGGAACUUUGGAAACAAACCUGCACCUGUAAACUGCGCCGCUGAGGGUCACUCUGAAGGUUCUGUCAAACCCCACGCCAGCUGAUGGGCACCAAUGAAGAUAUUUUCCUACCUUUUUAGGAGGCCAUAUUUUUUCGUUUUAAGUGAUGUGUGAGGUUACUUUGAGAGUGGCGAGAGCUAGAAGGAUUGAUUGUUUUAUACAACUUCUGUGGGAGCAAUUUCGGUAUUGCAAAGCACAAAGUCAACAAAGUAAUGUGAGGAUGGACAGCAUUCUCAGUCAAGCAUGUGAGCCCAGUACAGAAGACACUGUACAUUUUGAUAGUACAUGCAGAAAGACUGAUAUUUACAAGGUCAGGACAAGAUAGUUUAUUUUUCAUUAUCUCUAAGCAAGCACUAGACAAAAUAUUAACUAAAGAGCUGAGUAAUUCAGGACAUCAUUAUCAUCAUGACAUUUGGUGAAACACUAGCAGUUCCUCACAGUAUUUGCAAAUGAUUUAAAAAAAGUCCUUUGUGAACCUUGCGAUUUUCUUCACGCUUCACUUUGUUGUUGGUUUAUUUUAAUUUUUUCCCCAUCUGUUAAGCUUAAAUGUCAUGAGGUUUGGUUAUUUUUGGCAAUGGAAAAGAACCGUGCUAGUUUCUAUCAUCUUCAGAACACUGGUUUGGGAAAUAUCCCGUUUACAAAGGAUGUUAUUGAUUAUUUAAUUACAAUAAAAUAAUCACAAGCUUUUGACAAGAGCCAUUCAGGAGCACAAAUGUACAAAUGGAAAGCCUGUUAAUCAGAAUAAGUAUAGACAGGAGUCUUAACACUUUUUGCAGCCACUUAACAUAUGCAUUCAUUCAAUAAUUAUACCUGAUAUGGCACAACAUAAAUCUUUGUCUACUGACAGCUGUUUUGUGUGUUGCUAAUAAUAAUGGCAACAGGCAAUUCAUAAAAAGUUCUGCGGGACAUGAUAUAAGACAGGGGAAAUUAUGUUAGGAUUCAUCAAACCACGCAGUAAUCAUAUGGCCUUUUUAAUACUUUGCCCUUUGGUGCUUAAGUUUAAAUAUUAGGGUUCAAUAGGCUAUUCAUUGCAGCUAUUACAUAUGAAGUGGACAAUUUGAUCAGUACAUUUACUGGAGUUCUGCAAUGGGAGCCCUCCCUCAGAAUAGAGGGAUGUAUUUAACACCUUUAAAGUACUUUCCUUUGUUUGUGGAAGAGAGUGCAGGACUGGUCCAUUCCAUUUUUGGUUUAAAAUGGAGAUGUGAUGUUUCAAACCUUUAGUAGUGUUAUUAAAGAUGAACUAAUGUUGAUCCUGAUCUAUUUUUGUUGCCAUUUUGAGUCAAGUAAGGUGUUAUUUCUACUUAUGCAAUAUCUGAAUCUGGGAAAAUGUGAGGUUUUUCACACAAUAUCCUCAUUGUACUGGAAUCCUUGGCAUCGUGUCUUAGGAUUGUCCAUUGUCGUAUCUCGUCGUAGCUUUUGUUUAGUUCACUCUGAAGCAAACUGGUCCUUUACAUUGUGUUUUGUCUUUAACAGCAGCACUGCUCUAGCUCAUAUGUACGUAUGUUUAACAUCUGAAAAAGUAUAGACAUAUAAUGUUUACCCUUAGUAUGAAUCUAUUUUCAAAAGUGACAGCUUUAGAGUAUUAAGCAACACCUUGAUUUGGGCCUGAGAAGUACGAAGCUGGGUUUCGCUCAUCAAAAUUAUCCAAAUAACUGUAAUCUGCCUCAGGAUGAUGGAGACACAUUGUAUCCUUUUGAAUGGAUUGUUUUCUACAUCUGAUCUUACUAUAGUAUUACUAAAACAUGACUAAUAUCGAAGAGAGUUUGAUUUUCACUUUACAUUUAAUUUGUUGUGAAAGCAUAUCAUUAACAUUAUGAGAUGGGUGGAGGAUUUCCUGUGAGCUCUAAGGUUUAACAUCCUGUCUGUGUUGGGAAAUGCAAUAACAUGAGUUAAUUUGAGUGACAAAAUAAAUGGUUGGCUCUCAAACUGCAUUGUGUCUCGUGGUUUUGUUCGUUAUUAAGGCUGUGCAGAAGAGCAGUGGUACCCAGACUUAGGGUUGUCAAAGCUUUUACAAGCAACUCUUAACAGGAGAUAAUCUGCUUUUUUUGUAUACCCCUUUUUACCCCACCUAUUUUUUUCUAGGCUCUUGUCUUUUUAUGUUAUAUGUUCUUGUUUAUGUUCGCACUGUGGGACUGCCAGAAAUGGUAUUUCAAUUUUUGUGUAUGUAUAACACAUGUGGAAACUUUGACAAUAAAGUGGACUUUGACUUUGAAAAA
Eleginops maclovinus (Patagonian blennie) is the source of this 3241-nucleotide messenger RNA. RefSeq names its product CLN8 transmembrane ER and ERGIC protein (gene cln8). Gene Ontology annotation, molecular function: ceramide binding. Gene Ontology annotation, cellular component: membrane; endoplasmic reticulum. The record is from RefSeq and is a predicted model, not a curated record. The transcript is spliced from 3 exons. Bases 204 to 1070 code for a protein of 288 amino acids. Gene Ontology annotation, biological process: phospholipid metabolic process; lipid homeostasis; nervous system development. NCBI's taxonomy places the organism in Eukaryota, Metazoa, Chordata, Actinopteri, Perciformes, Eleginopidae.